AUGCCUGUUCAGUGCAGCAAAAACGUUUCAUUGGCGCUGAAACUGGCUAACGGUACAAUUGGCUACAUUGUUGCGAUCCAGCCUUCUCCCACCGCUGUAGUUCAAGAUAUUAAUUGCGCAGAUUUCGUGAGAUAUUUCAAGCCGGAGGCCGCUGCUCUUGCAGAGACAGAGAGACUGCUGCAGUUGGAACUCUCGCAGCUUUAG
Molecule: messenger RNA, 204 nt
Organism: Phytophthora nicotianae INRA-310
Lineage: Eukaryota; Oomycota; Peronosporomycetes; Peronosporales; Peronosporaceae
Exons: 2
Coding region: 1-204 (67 amino acids)
Source: RefSeq, a predicted model, not a curated record